Messenger RNA from Drosophila obscura, 1617 nucleotides. RefSeq lists its product as uncharacterized. Gene Ontology annotation, molecular function: hydroxyacylglutathione hydrolase activity. The transcript has 3 exons. Lineage: Eukaryota; Metazoa; Arthropoda; Insecta; Diptera; Drosophilidae. The record is from RefSeq and is a predicted model, not a curated record. The coding region runs from base 1 to 1617 and encodes 538 amino acids.
AUGCAUUUUAAGCUGCGGCAGCCACCAACAUCCAAAGAAGACGAUCAAACAGCACCAACGACGACGCGCAAUUCCUUGCUCAAGCGUCGCAUCAGUUUUAGCGGCAAGAAGUCUGUGAGGGAAUUCGUGAAUACAGAGGAGCCGCACUAUUGGGAUAACUCCUACGAACUAUCGGAUCACACCAAUGGCGAAGACAGCAGAGAGAGGGCAUCGAAAACUGGCCCCUGCCAGCAGACGCCGACAGCGGACAAGGAGAAUAUACCUCUGCAAUGUGAGUACGAAAGUACCCGAAUCGAUUCGACGCUGAAUCUACGGACGAGCAUCGGCAUGGAUGUGCCCAUGUUUCCAUAUGAAAAGAGUCGGAACACGAGAUCGGAAACGAAGCCGAACAGUACGGUGAGCAGAGAGUCGCUCUAUGCCGAGAGUUUCUCGCUCUCCACGAUUGGGCGGGACAAGCUAAAGGAUGCGAUGUACAACCAUCGAAUAAUGGACAAGACCAUCGAUCUGAUGCAUAUCUCAUCGAAAGCCAGGGAUGACUGCUCGUUGGAGUUGUCCUCGUUCGAAAAGGAGCAAAUGAAAACACAACCAACGAGAUCUGUGAGUGAUUCCGUUAUGGACAUCACGCCACUAGGAAUCGCUGAUCCGGUCCCCACCCCAGCUGCCGCUGCUGCUGCUUCAGCUAAGCAGAGUUUCAUGGACCUGGAGCAGGAGUUCCUCAAUUGCUCUCAUCAACGUCUGACAACGAAAGCAACGGAGAAUAUUAAUCCUGUACAGAAUGCGGGGAAUAUGGAGAUGGAAGAGAGCCGAAAGGAGAGCCAGAGGCAGGCAGAUGCAUCCUUUGACUGCGACAUGAAUGUCUCCGAUGCUAGAGACCGUUUGCCAUCGAAUGGCUCCUUCGAAACGGAGUCCAACAAUAGCACCAUCAACUAUCUGGGAGACGAGUCUGUUCUCAUACCAUAUGACAUGAUUUCCGGGAAGAACAUCAGCAAAAAGUUGACCUUCCGCCAGCUGAACGAUCAGCUGGAAGCGGGCAAGAUCAAAGUCCUUGUGAACGGCCCCAGGACGCCCACAACCGAUCGCAGCACCAAGCAGAAGAGGUUUUGGCAUGGCCUCCAUCAGGAUCAAGAUCAGGAUCCCAUGGGCAUCAACAUAAGGAGCAUCAAGCCGCGGGGAACGUUGAAUUUCAGUGAGAACAUGACCAUGUCCCCCCUGGCACAAGCAACGCCAGUGGCAGCGCGUGUGGCAGUGGAAUUGCCGAGAGAAAAGCUGAUGGUACCACCACCGGACGACAAGCGCAAGUAUCGGCUCUCGCAGGCGGAUGAGAUGAUGCCGGACACCACGAAGGUCUUUUGUGGCCACGAAUACACACUGCAGAACAUGAGCUUUGCCCGCCAUGUGGAGCCCGAUAACGAGAGUAUACAGCAACGCAUUGAGUGGGCCAAGCUGCGACGUGCAUCUCAGGAUCCCACAGUGCCCUCCACCAUUGGCGAGGAGAAGAUCUGGAAUCCGUUUAUGCGUGUCCACGAAGCGUCUGUUCAGAAGCAUGCCGGAGGAGCAACCGAUCCCAUUAUAACCAUGGGCAAGUUGCGCAAGGAGAAAGAUAACUUCAAGGCCUAA